Messenger RNA from Trichechus manatus latirostris (Florida manatee), 2595 nucleotides. RefSeq names its product phosphoglucomutase 3 (gene PGM3). Lineage: Eukaryota; Metazoa; Chordata; Mammalia; Sirenia; Trichechidae. The record is from RefSeq and is a predicted model, not a curated record. Gene Ontology annotation, molecular function: magnesium ion binding; phosphoacetylglucosamine mutase activity. The transcript has 11 exons. Gene Ontology annotation, biological process: UDP-N-acetylglucosamine biosynthetic process; carbohydrate metabolic process; hemopoiesis. The coding region runs from base 264 to 1661 and encodes 465 amino acids.
UGGUCAGUAUUUUUAAAAUGUUCUUAUGGUUGUGAAACAGAUUUGAUCACUUUGGACCGAACUAAAUUGACUUGCUGCUUGCUAUGUUUUUCUAACUGGGCAAAAGCAUUUUGUCUAUUUCUUUUAACUUUUAUUCAUCGAUGCAAUGAAGGAUAGUAAAGAAAGGAUAAUGUUAGACCUGUUAGGGUAGAGUGACAGCUUUUGAAGCAAAAGAUCCUUGACAUUUUUGUUAUGUGUGAAAAUUAUUCCGUAAUUUUGUAGACAUGGAUUUAGACGUUAUUACAAAAUACUCCGCAUUACAUGCCAAGCCCGGUGGACUCAUUCUUCAAUAUGGGACUGCUGGAUUUCGAACAAAGGCAGAACAUCUUGAUCAUGUCAUGUUUCGCAUGGGAUUAUUGGCUGUCCUGAGGUCAAAACAGACAAAAUCUACGAUAGGAGUCAUGGUAACUGCAUCACACAAUCCUGAGGAAGACAAUGGUGUAAAAUUGGUUGAUCCUUUGGGUGAAAUGUUGGCACCAUCCUGGGAGGAACACGCCACCUGUUUGGCAAACGCUGAGGAGCAGGAUAUGCAGAGAGUGCUGAUUGGCAUCAUUGAGAAAGAAGCAGUGAAUUUGCAACAAGAUGCCUUUGUAGUUAUUGGUAGAGAUACCAGGCCCAGCAGUGAGAAACUUUCACACUCUGUAAUAGAUGGCGUGACUAUUUUGAGAGGUCAAUUCCAUGAUUAUGGCUUGCUAACAACACCCCAGCUGCACUACAUGGUGUACUGUCGAAAUACCAGUGGCCAGUAUGGAAAGGCAACUAUAGAAGGUUACUACCAGAAACUCUCUAAGGCUUUUGUGGAACUUACCAAACAGGCUUCCUGCAGUGGAGAUGAAUAUAGAACACUUAAGGUCGACUGUGCAAAUGGUAUAGGGGCCCUGAAGCUAAGAGAAAUGGAACACUACUUCUCACAGGGGCUGUCAGUUCACGUAUUUAAUGAUGGGACCAAAGGGAAACUCAAUCAUUUAUGUGGGGCUGAUUUUGUGAAAAGUCAUCAGAAACCUCCUGAGGGAAUGGAAAUGAAGUCCAAUGAAAGAUGCUGUUCCUUUGAUGGAGAUGCAGACAGAAUUGUGUAUUACUACCGAGAUGCUGAUGGUCACUUUCAUCUCAUAGAUGGAGACAAAAUAGCAACGUUAAUUAGCAGUUUUCUUAAAGAGCUUCUGUUGGAGAUUGGAGAAAAUUUGAAUAUUGGUGUUGUACAAACUGCAUAUGCAAAUGGAAGUUCAACACGGUAUCUUGAAGAAGUUAUGAAGGUACCUGUCUAUUGUACUAAAACUGGUGUGAAACAUUUGCACCACAAGGCUCAAGAGUUUGACAUUGGAAUUUAUUUUGAAGCAAAUGGGCAUGGCACAGUAUUGUUUAGUAAAGUUGCUGAAAUGAAGAUAAAACAAUUAGCAAAAGAACUAGAAGAUAACAAAAGGAAAGUGGCUAAGAUGCUUGAAAACAUUAUUGACUUGUUUAACCAGGCAGCUGGUGAUGCUAUUUCUGACAUGCUGGUGACUGAAGCAAUUUUGGCUCUGAAGGGCUUGACUAUCCAACAGUGGGAUGCUCUCUAUACGGAUCUUCCAAACAGACAACUCAAAGUUAAGCUUUACAGAGGACUUUCUGAGGCUAGAUGCUGAGAAGUGGAAUCUGUGGGCACGAUGUAAGAGAAAUUUUUUUUAAGGCAUUUGAGAUAAGUUGCUAAUGGAGUUCUAUUCAGGUUUAUACUAGUUUACACUUUCACCAGUAGAACUGGUGAAAAUUAGAGAUACUAAAGCCAGAAUUCUCAGAAAUAGCUACUGAUUCUUCAGAUGAGUUUUUGGCAUAUUUAUCAGGAAUCAUGACCCUCUUAUAUAAUAGGCAUUUUUUUUUAAAAAAGGAUAAGUGGCAACCUAAGGUUAUUUUGAAAGGAGCUCUGGUGGUACAGUGGUAAAGUGCUCAGCAGUGAUUUGAACCCACAGGAGAAAGAUGUGGCACUCUGUUUCCGUAAAGAUUACAGCUUUGGAAACCCUACUGGGCAAGUUCUACUCUGUCCUACAGGGUCACAGUGAGUUGGAAUCAAGUCGACGGCAAUCGGUUUUAAGGCUGUUUGAUCACUGGCUUUACUGGGGUCCAAGGUAUGACAAUAGGACUUGAAAUUUUAUUGGCCAUUACUUUAGUAAUAAGAUGGGGAGAAAUGAUUUUACAGCUGAGAGACGGUCUGUGGAAAUGUUCUUUUUGCUAAAGGUAAUUUUUUAUAGACCAAAGAAAUGGAAGUUAUUCAAAUGUUGAAAUUAAUAAAACUUUAGCAAAGGAUGAAAUUCUAUUAAAACUUUUAAAUCUGGUACUUUACUAUCUCAUUGUUGUACUCUGUGGUACAACAAGCUGAGAGGUCUGUUGUGUUAAAAUGAAAGGUCCCUAUUCUUUUAGUGGAAAUGUAAUUAUGCUGAACAGGUGAAAUUUCUUAAAGGAAGUUAAAUUUGGUAAUAAAUACAAAAUACUUGUGCCUAGGUUGCAGACAGGCAAGUUAUUAAUACCACCGAUGCUGAAAGACAAGCAGUUACACCCCCAGGACUACAGGAGGCAAUCAAUGGC